Molecule: messenger RNA, 20319 nt
Organism: Xyrichtys novacula (pearly razorfish)
Lineage: Eukaryota; Metazoa; Chordata; Actinopteri; Labriformes; Labridae
Source: the annotation of a GenBank genome assembly
AUGACUGUGUGGUGGAUCCUGAAGGUUUUGAUUGUCACCUUGACCCUGCUGAGUCCAGCCAGGAGCCAGAAGAGGAGGAGGAAAGGUCAGAGAGAUGACAACCAGGUUAUCACUAAUCAGGCCAAAAGUAAGUGUGCAGAGCGAAUUAACAGAAUCUGAAAAACACAUGGAUCUGAGUAUGAUAUAAGAAUAUAUCAUACGUAUCAUAAAUGUCAUAUAAGAAAUUUGACUAAAAACACUGAAUUCUAAUUUUGAACCCUUAAAUCUCACCUUACAUAAGGAUUCUGACUUUUAUCAAACUAUUUCAUAUUUGUCUGUAUUCCAACCUCAAUACUGGAAUUCUGACUUUGAUUUAGGAUGUCCGACUUAAGCCCUUCAAUCUUGACCUUAAUCUCUGAAUUUUACUCCAGCCCCAGAAUUCUGAGUGUAAAGGCACAUUUCUGACUUUUUCCACAGUCUGAGAUUUAAUUCAGAAUCCUAAAUGAGACAGUCUAGAGUUUGAGGAUGUCCUCCUCUUGAAAACACUCUGUGGUUGAAAAUUGAGCCUCAUGUUUGUUUUAGUUAUAUUUUUGGUUGUGUUUGCCAUCGUUAGAUGUGACAGCUGAAACAGAGACAGUAAAUGUGGGAAGUAGAGAGUCAGGAGCAAAAGUUCAUGGAAUCAAACCACAGACCACCGUGAUAGUGACGCUCCAACACUGUGAGGCCAUCAGUAGCCUAGUCCUGCACUUCGAAAACUGUCUCUGUACUGAAUCUCGUCAUGUGUUAUACUAAACUACUGAACCAGCUGUCCACCUCCCUCUGAACGUCUGUUACCUGAAUGUUUUUCCUCCUUCUCAGCUCUGAUCUGCCCGGUGGAGAUUAUGUUCAUCGUGGACAGCUCAGAAAAGGCCACAUCUCUGGUGUUUGAGCAGCAGAAGGACUUUAUUUUGCGUUUCAGCACUAAGCUGAUGCAGCUGCACUCACCUGGCUGGCGUCUGCGCCUGCGCCUGGCCGCCCUGCAGUACAGCAGCACCGUGUCUGUGGAGCAUAACUUCAGGGACUGGCAGGACCUGGACGUCUUCCACAGCAGGGUGGCUUCCAUGACCUUUAUCGGACACGGCACCUACACAGCCUACGCUAUCGCCAAUGCCACACAGGUGUUCAGCAGAGAGACUUCCUCCAGCAGCCUGAGGGUGGUGCUGCUCAUGACAGACGGGACGGAUCACCCACGCAGCCCCAGUGCCAUGACAGCUGCUGCUGAGGCCAAACAACACAACAUACGGGUGUUUACCAUUGGGCUGACAGGUCUGCCCAGAGACGGACCCAUGGGUGCCAAACUAAGAUCCAUCGCCAGCGCCCCCCCUCAGCAGCACGUGUUCAGCCUGACUGAGGGCCACCUGGACAGCAGACUCUUCAACGAGCUGGUGAGACAAGAUUGUGUUAGGGUUUGAGACACUAUUUGAGGUACUCGGAUAAUGUUUCACCAGGAAGUAAACUUAACCACCAUGUUCAAAAGUGAAGCCAAAGUGGAAAUGCCUUUACGUUGCAUUCUUUCCAAUGAUCAGCAGGGGGCAAGGGUAACAAAUCAUGCUGUUCUGAAUUCAAUGAAAAAAUUGUGGAUUAAAUGACAGGCAAGCUGGCUGCUCACCGUGAACUAAAACUGAGACUUUAUUCCUUUAUACUCCUAAUAUUAUGACUUUAGUACGACUAUAUUUUUGUGACUUUUUUGUAACUUUUGUGAUCUGUUUUGUGACUUUGAUUUUGUAACAGAACAUUACAGAGACAGCAGCUAAAUCUAAGUGUUUCAAACUGAGGCUAAAAUAAAGACAUUUUUAUAUCAGAGUGAAAAACAGGACGUUUUUUUUCCUCAGAAACAAGUUACAAUUCUGAAUUAAAGUCAAAAUUCCGACUUUUUGUCUCAGAAUUCUGACAUUUAAGUCAGAACUAUGAUAUUUCUCAAAGUUUUCUUACACUAAUUUAGCGCCCCUUUAAACAUAAAUGAUUGGAUCUUGAAAAAUAGUAGCAGAAGUUUACCUUGUAACAUGCUCAGAAUCUCUCUGUCUUUUUUUUUUUCAGAACAUAAUCGUAAAAUCUGGGGUAAGUACUAUCACAUCUUUAAUUAUAAAAUACUUUUCAAAUGAACAGAUCCAACAGAUGGGCUGAAAAACUUGUUGGUAUGGUAAUAAAAGUUUGUCCUGUUUCUGUGUUUCAGUGCCCACAGCCAAAGACGUGUCUGUGUGAGAGAGGAGAGAGGGGUCAUCCUGGAGCACCAGUGAGUUUAUUACUGUUCAUUCAUAUAACUCAACCUUAUUGUCAUAUCUCUUCUGAAUCAGCCUACCUGCCUCACACUUACCUGAUUCCUCAUUCCUUUCCUGAUAGAUCGAGCUCAGUCCUGAGUUCAGAAACAGACGAUUAAAAAUGACAAAUUUUAAAACUUAAUGAAAAAUACAUGUUCAGUUUGAACCUGAUGCGAACGUAACGUCGCAAAACAAAGUUAAAACAAAGUCAUGUUUCCCAUUGUGUGUUAUCAGCUCUUCUCUUCCCAACACUCUAAACCUUAGGGAAGGCAGCAGACCAGCUUCUGGAGUCUGAAAGUCAAAUGUUGUCCCAUUCUUGCCUGAUAGAGGAUUUCAGCUGCUCAGCAGUUCAGGGUCCUCUUUUGCCCUGUUUUUAGUGUCAUGAUGCUCCAGAUGUUUUCAAUGGGGGACAAGUCAGGCAGACCAGUUUCUCAGAAGGACUCUUCUCCUACAGAGCCAUGAUGUUGUAAUCCCUGUUGCCAGAAUGUGGUUUGGGAUCAUAUGAAGGUCUUCCCUGAAAAAGGUCUUUAUCUGGAUGGCAGCAGAUAUUGCUCCUAAACCUGGAGAUAUUGUUCAUUCAUUCUUCUGUACCACUUAUCCCUUCUGGGGUUGCAGGUGGGCUGGAGCCUAUCCCAGCUGUCACCAGGCGAGAGGCGGUACACCCUGAAUCGAUUGCCAGUCAAUUGCAGGCCCACAUAGAGAGACACACAACCACUCACCCUUACUCUCAUACCUAAGGGCAAUUUAGAGACACCAGUUAACCUAAGGAGCAUAUUUUUGGUCUGUGGGAGAAAACCGGAGUGCACGGGAAGAACAUGCAAACAUCACACAGAAAGGCCCUGCCCGACUCGAGGAUCAAACUGGUGACCUUCUUGCUGUGAGGCUCAUGCACUACCUGUUGAGCUACCAUGCUGCCCCACCUGUAGAUAUUGUACAGCAUUAAUAAAGCUUUCACAGAUGUGGAAGUUACCCAUGACAUGGACUCUGAUGAUCCCCAUACUAUUAGGGAGGCUGGAUUUGGACUGGGAGCUGAGAAAAAGCCAGAUGGCCUUAUCAGAGCAGAGGAUUCAGUGUCCAUGAUUCCUAAAUCCUUUUCUACCUGGUUUCCUCUUUGCAUGGUACCAUCAGUCUUGGUUUUGGUUCUUGUCCCUUUAGUUCAGAGAUUUUUCCAGAUUCUCUGAAUCUUUGAAUGAUAUGAUGUUCUGUAGAUGAUAAAAUCCACUCAUUCUUUCACAUUUGACAAACAGGAACAUUAUUUUGAAACUGUUGAACUAUUUGCUCACACAGUCUCUCAGAGAGUGAUGAACCUCUUCACAUCCUUAUUUUUAAGAGACUCAGCCACAUUUGGUUGUUGCUCUGUUUUUGAUUAAAGAAAGAUUUAGAGAAAAUUGCAAACCAUCAUUGACAAUCGUGCUGGAAGUGGAAGUUUUAGAUCAAGUGUUGAAUGAGCUGGUUUCCUGGCCUGAAGCCCUGCAGAUCUGUGGGUACAGCUCACCGUUCCUUUGGUCUCAGGGAGCCCGGUAAGCCUCACACAGCAGCCUGUUAUCCCUGCACAGCUGGGGAGCCUCACCACCCGGGCUGGUGGCCCCCAUCAGCAGGUGCAUCUGGACUGCAUCCAAAACAACUAUGGGGGAAAGAAGUGAAAGAGCAGGAAAUGUUUCCCACAAUGCAAGUGUAGCAGGUGGUGAGAGUGGCAGCUGAAAGCGCUGUUUUCACUGCCGCCGGUGCUGACGGGAGGCGCUCAGAGGGAAGCAAAGGUCAAGGACGGAAGAUUAAACCUGAACAAACACUGAGGCUGCCAUGAUCUGAGAACCUGCUGCACCAAGGAGGGGGUUUAUGUUGGACCGGGGUCACAGACAGGUCACACUGAGAAUGACCUACCUCACCUAUGACUAUACACACACCAAUCCAAACUGUAGAGGGGCCCAAAUAUUCUCAUUCAUCUCACACAACCUCUCCUUUACUCUCAUGCAGGGAAAACCAGGCGAGCAGGGGUCUGAUGGAGCUCCAGGUCCAAAGGGAUCCCGUGUAAGUCUCCAUUGUCUCAGUAAUCCAGGUAACAGAAAGAAUCUAUGAGGUGUUGUUUGAUGAGAUGUUUUGUCUGCUCUCGGUCACUGCAGGGGGAACCUGGACUCAACGGCCGACCCGGGAUAGAGGGCCUUGCGGUAAUCAUCAGAUACUUUAGCCUCAACUAUAGUCAUGAUUGAAAAUAAUCCUAAAAAUAAACCAUAUCUAUGAUGGGGACUCUGCUUGGACUUGGGCACAGGUGAUUAGGACUUGACUUGAAUUCUUCUCUGAAGACUUGUCAGUAAAACCAGAUCUAAUACAGGUGUUAGGAGUUACUAAUCAGCUGUUUUUACCCUGUAAACAGUAUGUAUGUAACUUAGGGAAACACUUGGCUCCCUGUUUCCCCUUCUCUUUGGCUUAGCUGGACAUCUCCAAAAAAUGAGUGGAUGUCAGUAACAUCAUGGUUAGUGAUAGUCUAUUCUUUAACAAACAUUUUGGAAACUUUUAAAUACAAGAAAACUUAUUUUCUUCAGGGUCCAUCAGGCAGCAAUGGAGAGAAGGUAUGUCAUGUUUUAUGAUUACUUAUCAUGAAUAAUUUCUGCCAGAUCCAGGUUUUAGAUAAAGAUAAUAGUCUGCAGCUUGAUCAGAGGUGUUGAGAUAUUUUAGCUUCACAUACUGUAUCUGAUAUUUUCUGAUUUUCUCUAAAGGGUGAACAGGGUGAAUGUGGAGCUCCUGGUAAAAAGGGAGAACAAGUAGGUUUCCAAACUGUUUCAUUUCCCAUUUCAUUUCCCACAAUGUCUUGUUUGUUUAGGAGCUGCAUUAGAAUAAAUCAUUUAUCCUGCUUCUCCUCAGGGUGCGAGUGGAUCUCCUGGACCCCGAGGUCUCAGAGGAGAGACGGUAGGAUCUCUGAUAUCGUUAUCAUCUUUUGUACACAAUAUGGAAGUUGUUUGUAUGCCCUAACCAUGUGGUUAAACAGGGAUAAAUGUUUACCUCUGGCUCUGACACAACAGAAACACUUGAGCAAAUACAGCAAAUCUACCUCACUACAGAAGUGUUUCAUAUGACAUUUAGAGGUUCUGUCAGGCACACCACAAGGAAAAAUAACACUUUGAGCACAAAAAACUGAAAUAUCAGCUUUUUAAUUGGGUUUAUUGAGAUCAUUAAAACAUUGGGCACACCCUGCAGUUCUGCCCAGUAGGAAACAGUUAUGUUACACGAAAGUCUGACUUAAAAAGACUUCAGACUCCAUAUUUUUUGACUUAAGGAACAUAAAGUCGAAAAGCAAAAAAACCCAACAAAAAUCUGGUUAGAAACUCAACAGACAUGAAUGAAAAGACAGAGAAAAAUGUUUCAAAUAAUAACAGUAAACAACAUGUGCAGCAGUCUGGAGAAACGAUUCGUUAGAAACUGCAGUUCCUCAACUGUCCACCAGAGGGUGGUUCCAAACAUACCAGAAGCCACAUACACACUCAUUUAAAAAGCUAAUUUUUCACAGCAGACGUAAACGACUGUAAGAGAGGUGAAUUUUUGAUGAUGCAUUCAUUCAAAAAAUAAGUUCUGCAGCCUCAGAGGCUUGACAAAUGCUGCUGUUAGCUAGGAGGCUAAAACAGAAUGCCUCCAAGCCUGUAGGGGGUGCUAAAUGACACAUCCUUUUUGCUGAUGAGACAAAGCGUAAGACCAUCAUAUUGUUAACUACAUAGACUGUAUAUACUAUGGACAACUUGGUUCUGCCUCCCGCCUGUGUACAGAUUUGUAGCCAAAUAGCUCUCGGUAUAUCCGGGAUUUUUCUCUAUUUCCUGAAACCAGCGCUGCGCAGUAGCGAUGCGCACAUUCGGGCGUGCAGUCACCGGGAGUCGCUGUGAUGACCCUCGGCUCAAACAGCGUAUCCCCCGGGAGAGCUACGCAAUCCCUGAACGCCCAUAGGCUGUAUCAAGUGUCAAUUAUAGAAAACAUGAACCCCCUAAUAGCUUUUAAAAACGGAGCUGUGCAGAAAAACGAGGACUUGAGCACAAACCAGUCUUUCUGUAACUACAUGUCAACAUCACAAGCAGGGGGGAGAAAAAUUUAUGUUCUGUGUAAUAAAUUUCUAAAGUUUGUCCACAGCUCCAUAAACUUUGCUGGCGGAGGCGGGAUUUAUGACUUAAACUGCAGCCCAUCAACAGAGGGUGCUGUUCUCGGAGUGGCUUCACUCAGCAAGGAGGCAGACUCUGUCCAUUUUUUAUACAGUCUAUGGUUAACUAUCACUUAAAGGGUCGGCAGAGGUAGUGUGUUUGACAAUUAUGUCCUGCUAAACUUAACUAAUGGAAAGACAGCUGUGCAGAAGCAGCUGCUGCAAACUGUAGGUUAGCUAAAGCUUAGGUUAGCUUUGGAGCUUAAUUAGCCAUGCAGCUAGCGCUAUUAGCUACCUCAUACCAGGCUAGAGUACAAUGGCGUGCUGGUCUGAUUCAAAAAGAGAAACAGUGAACUAUUCAGACUGCAGACGAGAAGCUUACAGAAGAUAGAGAGUUUUAUUUCCUUAUCUUUAAUAUUGUUAGAGAAAUAGCCUCCAGAGUUUGAUACAGAGUCAUGAAUAAAAAUUUUCAGUGGAUAAAUCGUUUGUAUGAAGCCUGAAAGGACUGAUCUGUGUAGAUUUAAAAGCCUGUUAUUGUCUUCAUGUAGGAAUAGAAAUAUGAGAUAGAAGCUUGAUUUUAAAGGGUCAUAUCUGAGUAAGUGUGUGGUCAAGUUGGAGGAUUCCUCCCGUCAUCCUCCCAUCCAAGCUGGAGCGAUCAUGACUGCAGUGAGAGCCGCACUCUCGGGGUCCGUCUCCCGCUCUGCACUUGUGGAAUGUGAGCUGUGGAUUAGGUCUUAUCCCCCUCCUAAUGUAGCCUUUUAAAGCGGGGGAAUUCGAGCUUGUAAUGUUUGGUUGUAGUUUUAGAGCAGACGUUGUCCCAGAGGAUUAGGAUUUGGGCACAUGUUAUACAUUCCCUCUCUUCUUAAACGCUUGCUGCCCCUUCAGCUGUGCCAAUCACCAGAAAUGUCCUCCUGGUUUGUCCACAGUUCCCAUGAAAUGAUACACACAAUGUCAAAAAUGAUCACAGACCACAUUUCACACAGUUAUAGGAGCAUGACCCAUCAGCUGUGACUAUACAGCUGUCAUAUUGACCUGAAUAUACGACAGUCCUUCCAUCUAAAAUACAUAAGGAAAGGUUAAUUGUCAAGGGUUAAAGCUGGAGCAUUAGACUUACUAAUGUAUUGCAGUAUCAGCUCUAAUAAUAAAACAGUAUGACACUGUGACUGACUAUAAAAUCCACUCCAUCCGUGAGACAGGCUGCUUUACGGUAAUAUUAAGUGCUUAAUGUUAGAGGCAUUUAGAUCCAGUCUCUCAAACAUGCAGGUAAUCAAUAUUAAUUUUGUGAAGUUGUGUUUUUUUUUGGUGUUGUUUGUUGACUACCUGAGGCCAAUACUGACAUUUUGCAUGUACGUAUAUGAAUAUUACAAAUACAGUAUAAAGAAAACUUAAUUUUUGGAUUUUGGGAAGCAAGUGGAAAUUUUUGGAGAUGCUGAGUAAAGAAAAAUUUGAUGAAAACACUAAAAAAGUAAAGAGUUGAUCAUGAAUAAACAUUAAAACAACAUAAGGAUAUACAGGGCAGCUGUGACUACUAAGGUAGUUUACCACCAACGAGGUGUGACUGUGUGAGCAAAUGAACAAUGUAUCCAGUGUAAAGCGCUUCAAGGGUCUCUGAUAAAGCGCUAUAUAAAAUCUGAUGCGUUAUUAUUAGUAUUUAAAGACAUUAGCAGUCCUGUAUAAAUGUAGAAUUAAAUGAAAUUAUAAGACCUUCCUAUUAAUAUAUUUCUCACUUACUAUUCCUGACACGUCUUAUUCUGUUGAACUGUGAGGAUCCACCUACAAAAUGACAAUAAAUUUAGUAGUUGUUCUGCAAAACUAGAUAGAUAGAUAGAUAGACUUUAUUGAUCCCAAACUAGGAAAUUCUCAAAGCUAAGCUUCAUUAUCAUUAAAAUUGAUUAUUACGCCCAUGUCAUGAAAUUAAAUGGCUUAUUUUAUCACAAAAUAAUGCAAAUAAUGUUAAGGAAAGUGUCAAAAAGCUUUGUACAGGUGGUUUAGAAGCUAAUAACAGUUAAGGAUUUACCUGUUGCUAUUUCCUUUACACUUUGGAAGUUUAACUUUAAAAUAAUAAAAAACAGAUUAGCAUUUUUCUGCUGCCUGCUCAGUUUCCCCCUAAAAACACAACUGUUAGGUUUAUUUAAAGUGUACAUUUAAAGCAGAAAUCUGUGCUUGAUGUGAUUUGUUAGAAUCAUUUAAAUCUUGACGUAAAGCCAAAUCAAUAUACAUCAUGAUUCCACUAACUGAUCAAUUUACACCAAAUAGACGUAAAUAUAUAUUUUUAAAAAUAAUUGGCGACUGUGACUCCAAAUUUUCAUACUUUCACAGUCACAUUAAUAAGAUGCUUACUUUAGUUUUGUGUUGUAUGAGACGAUGUGUGUUUGAGGUUGAUGCAGAGCAAUGUUCGCAUCUGAUUUCUCAGUUCUCUGUCAAUCCAACAGAGGGCAGCAAAAGCCCACCCGGCAGGACCUCGCACUGUCAGCCUGAUGCUUGAGAAGUCAAAUUCUUUAAAAUAUUAAAUAGGAAGAUAAUCUGAUAAUCUCUGUUUCAACUUAGUUUAUAACUCUUUAUUACUGAUCUAUUCUUCUUUCUAUGAACAUUCUGGUAUUCUUAUUGUCAUGUUGAGUUAAAUUUUGACUGCAAUGACUAGAUUUCUCCUGAGAUGACAAAAUUUGAUCUGAUUCUGAUUUUAAUUUUCUUUAAUGCCUGCGUCCGUCUCAGGGAGUCAAAGGAGGAUCAGGAGACCAGGGACCAGAGGGACCACCUGGAUCUAAAGUAAGACCACAUUAAGUCAGCAUGUAGAUAGAUGAGGUUGAAAGGUGCACCUGUAAUGUUUUUCUUUUCCUCUCCUAAAGGGUGAUCGAGGACUUAGAGGGUUGCCUGGACCUCCAGGAGAUAACGGAGUUGGCUUUCCUGGGCCUAAAGUAAGUGUUGCUUUCUUUGAGUCUGAAUUCAGCAGGUGUCAUUCCUUCUCUUCAGUUCAUCUCCUUUCUUUAAUUUUGUUUUUCAGGGUGACAAGGGGAACCAAGGAAGGCCCGGUCCUCCUGGACCAAUGGGGAGGGGGGAACCAGGUACAUCGGUGAGUUCACAAAACUAAAUAAAUCUAAGUAGAUUCAGGGGAAAAUGUCAAAAAUGUGACUGAAAAGGUUCAAAUACUAAAAUACUUCAUGUCUUUAGGGUCCAGCAGGGCCUCAAGGGAUUCAAGGACCUCCUGGGUUUCCAGGGGAAGGUCUUCCUGGUCACAAGGUUAACUUCUGUUUCUUUUGAGUGUGUUCUCUGGUGUGCACAGAUAACUUUUACAUACGCUCAUACUUCUCAGUGUUUGAUAUUUUAGUGCUUUAAAGCCUUUAAGGGAGGCAGCAUAUUCACAUUUUACAGUCCUGUUUGCUCAAAAAUUUUAGAUUUAGAGUUUUGGAGUCCAUCUAAUGGCUUUAAAUAUGAUGUUAAAUCAUACCUGCCAACACUCCUGUUUUUCCUGGCAUUCCCCCGUAUUUCAGACCUAUCUCCCGCCUACCGGGAACCUCCCGUAGUUUGCAUGGUCCACGUUCAUUCAUGAAUCGGAUCACCAUAUUUGUCCAAAGUUGCCAGGUUUCCAGACAACUGAAGUUUGUCCUGUGUUUCUGCUGAGCCUCACAGACACUGGAUUGGGAAAGGGAAACAAAUGUGAGAUAUAAUAUUUACGUCGAUAGUCUUGCACCGUCUUGGAGUGAUGCGUUCAGGGCAGCCUCAGAUAAAAGAGUGCUGGAUUGCACACACAGAUGUUUCGAGAGCCUCAUACGGGAGAGCAUUUAAAACAUAUGAGGACUUAAUCACUAAUAUUAGUGGACUGAAUUAGUUUUGUAUUAGUAUUGUUAAAACAAAACAAAAAAACAUCCCGGAUUUUAUAACUCAAAUGUUGGCAGGUACUGUAUGUGUUAAGUGCCUCUCACACUCCUAGUAUUUUGUCCCUACAGGGUGAAAGAGGUUAUGAAGGUCCUAAAGGAAGCCGUGGACCUCCAGGACUCGGGUAUAAAGGUGAAAAGGUAAGGCUUAUCAUCAAACAUGGGGAGAUCUCAUUGAAAAACUCUAAAGGAUAACCUGUCUGACCUCUUACCACGCUGACCCUCAGGGAAAUACAGGAGCUGCCGGGCUGCCAGGUCUGGUGGGGUUUCCAGGUGCAGGGAUCCAAGGAGAAAAGGCAGGGGCACUAAAAACUGUUGAGUUAAUAAUCUUCAUCUUGUUACCUUUGUCAAUUUCAUACCUUCUGCCUCUCUUUUAGGGGGACCUAGGGCCAGCUGGGCCUCCUGGUCCCAGGGGACCUCCUGGACUGGGUAUAGUUGGACCAAAGGUAGUGUAACAAUAUCAGAGAAGAAAUAACUCUCUGCCUUCUGAUGGAUUCACCUCCAAGGAUUAUGAUGCAGACGUUCCAGCCUGUGUCACUGCUGUAGACCAAGACUGUCAAUGAGAGAAAAUCCUGAAGUUUUGGAGAUCGUCAUUUAAAAUCCUCAUAAAAAUUAUGACAAAGCCAAUAGAAAAAAACUGACUCAAACUUUUCAGAUCCAAAGUACCCCUUUACUGUUAAGUCACCUGUGCUUUUUUUCAGGGGGAUCAAGGUUUUCCUGGAGAGCCUGGAUCUCAGGGACAAAGAGGAGUUGGUGAACCAGGAUCAAAGGUGAGACCGUCAGAGUUCCUCUGAAUAAAAACACAUUUAAAAAAUGAGCUUAGAGAUUUUUUUUUUUAUUUUUUAGGGUGAGCCGGGGCCUGAUGGAGCCUCUGGGAUACCUGGUAUUCCUGGUGAGGAUGGAGCUGUUGGGCCAAAGGUGAGUCACUGAGGAAGGUCAAAGGUCACAUUAGUACAUUAGAAGUACCGUUUAACAACACCUUUUAAAAAUCUUAGUUAAUCACGAGUUUUCAGUGUUAAUUGCUUUUAAUAAAGUUCUUUAUUAUUAGCUUUAAAUUCAUAACUGUAUUGUAAACUGUUUUCAACAUUUUUAUCCCAUCAGAUUCUUUGGGGGCAUGAAAGUAGAACAGAAAUUCACCUUUUUUUUAUCAAAGACUUGAAGUUUCAUCUCCAUUUCUCAGUAUAGAAUAGAAUAGAAUAGAAUGGCAGGGUAUGGUACGGAAUAAAAAAGAAUAGAAUAGAAUUCAGUAAUGUGUUUACUAAUGCAAGAGCUUGCAGUGGCAUUUGGUCAUUGUUUUAGUUCAUCAGAAAUGACCUUGAGAGCUUUGUCUGCUCUGUUAUUGUGUGUUUGCAGGGGGAGAUGGGGUUACCAGGUGAGCGAGGCCCUGAGGGAGCACCUGGUAAGGGUAUCCCAGGAGAAAAGGUAAUCUUUAUAUGGAGCUGCUCAUAGGUGUCAAGAAGUAAAGAUCAGGAGCCUUAACAUAAACAGCCAGCAGUCACAAUGGUACAUACUGACAUACCUGUACCAUCUUUAGCUCCGCUGAAUUAAGUGUAUACAUGCUUACUGAACCCCUGUCCGGUCGUAUUUACCUUUCAGAGCAAAGAUAUCUUAGAGAUGUGAAAUCACACAUGCUGCAGCUUCUUAUUAAAAUCUCAGUAGUCAUGAGCAGUGAAAUGUGAUGUAAUUUUUAAAUUUUCACAGGGAGACAGAGGCGAUCGUGGGCCAAGGGGGUUGGCGGGGUCUCCAGGCCCAGCUGGACCUUCAGGAGCUAAGGUAAGUUAAAUACAGGUUUGACCUUAAGGCUGAAGGUUAAACACAGUUGUCUGGCUGUGCAGGACCUGGUGGAUAUGUGACUAAAAUGUUUCAUUUACUGUCUUAACAUUCAAUUAUGACUUUAGAUUUUACCUGUGCUUUCUGAGUUUUUAGUUAAUCACCCACUAUCACACCUACAAACUAGAAUGAGGACAAUAUUGCUUUCAAUAUUAACUCUAUCUAUCAAGUGCAAAACUUUCCUAUCUUAGGCAACUACCACAAACUUAAAUGAUUUCUGCUCAUGUCUGUAAAUCCACUAAUGAAAAAAUACAAUUAGAUCAUCUGCUCUAAAAUUAACUAUAAUAACUUAAAAAAUGUCAUUAGUAUACAAAUAAAAAUGUAGGGGCCAAAAACAGAGCCUUGUGGGACUCCACAUUUAAUGUUUGUAUACACAGAUGUAGCAGCAGGAAAUUGUCUCUCAGAUCAUGUGUUCACAUCUGGAUCGUCUAUCUCUGAUUUGUUAUGGACUCUGUUUUUCAGGGGGAACCUGGCAGCACAGGAAUGAUGGGCCCACCUGGACCUGCUGGGCGUGGCUUACCAGGAUCAAAGGUGAUGAUCCCCAUCACUUUCAAUAAGACAACAAAAAUGUCUUACCUCAACAUGAACUGAACAUUGUCUAAAGUUUUAGGACCAGUUUCUCGUGUUUACAGUCUAUGUCAGUGUCCAUGAAUACAAAAAUAGUAAGUUUGUUGUCCACCUCAUAAAACAGGGCGAUCCUGGGCCCAUUGGACCAGCUGGACCUGUUGGGGAACCUGGAGUGGGAAUCAUGGGGCCAAAGGUAAAACCAACUGAAAGUACGAUCCGCCAAAUAUCACUUAAUUUGCAGACGACUGGGGACCAGACUGCAGCUGAGUCAGUAUGCUGAUAUACUGUGCAGCACCUUUGAAAAACAUACCUCUCAGUACUGUAUGUGGACUCACCUGCAGACCAAUAUUGUUUCUUUGCAUUUUUUCACAGUACUUUCCCUCCCCUGACUGUUUAUCCUUUAGGGUAUCAAAGGAAAUCUUGGACCUGUAGGACCUCCAGGACUGAAAGGAGAUAGCUUACCUGGACCACAGGUGAAAGGAAAAAGUCUUUAAAUAAUACUGAAAGAUCAUCCCUGGAUUCACAGAUCAAAAAUGAACAAGAUCUAUAACAUACUUUCUUUGAUUUUUGGGGUUCCAUUAGGGGUUACCUGGCUUACCAGGAGUGCAAGGAGAGGUGGGACCUGAGGGGAAAGGGAUACCUGGACAAAAGGUGAGUCUGGAGGGCUUUUGUACAACUUUUAAAAACAAAUAAAAGUCAACAUGAGGGAUAUUUGCUUGAGUUCAGACUUUGUCUUUCAGGGUGACAGAGGCUUACCCGGGGUGCCCGGUCCAUCAGGUCCUCCUGGAAUUGGACUUUAUGGACCAAAGGUCAGUGUGUAUGUCAGCAUUAUGAAGGAAGUUUAACCAUUUUUUCAAAAGAAACAUUUUCCUUGAAUAUCAUAUUGAGAGUUGAUCUGCAACCAAUCUGUUUUGUUCUGCUUCUCCAGGGCUCUACUGGGCAGCCAGGUCCACCAGGCCCUUCUGGAAAUCCAGGAGAGGGCAUCCAAGGACCAAAGGUAGGCAAACCUCAAAUAGGGCUAGCAUAUUCCAGUCAGAUAUUUUGCUUGGCCAGUUAGAGGCAAGGAUGACCUGACUAAAAAGUAGCUGUAGCUGACUUACAAUAGCUGUUUGCAAGUCAGCUUAUGGCGCUUCAACUUUACCUCCUUACUUCACUGAAGGUCAAAAAUUGAGUACAAAUUUCUGGCAUUAUGUGUAGCGAUGGGUUUCGAAACUCCACUUUUGAUUUAAAUGAGUGGUGUCACUGAUGCUACAUGCAUGUCACACACAGUCUGUGGUAACAACAUGAAGUCACUAAAGGAAGUAACUUGUGAAAGACCAAAACAGAAAGGUGCAGUUUGAUCCUGCAGUAGUAUAACAUCAACUUUCAUUUGACUGGUACAAGCUGUAAACAUCCUCAAAGCUGCACUGUGCGCUCUAAUCCUGACAUCUACAUACAGGACAUAAUGAUCUAGAUUGAAAGGUAUUAUUCAGAUGUGACACAAAAUUCAUAAUUCAUAAACACCUUGCUUUUUUGAGCAUAAUGGCACAGCUUGUAUGUACAUGUCUUAUUUAAAUGUAUGCAAACAUCACUGGGGCACAGUGAUGCUUGUUGCUGGACAGUGCCGUUUGUGGAGCAUUUAAGCCUUUGCACUUUGUUGUGAAUUGGGUUAUAUGUUUUGGCUUCCAUCUUUAAUCUUUAAAUCAGUGCCUGGGAGUAUUUCUUCAGUUAAAAAGACUCUUCUCUUGCGACUGAAGUCAUGUGUUUCCUCGCUGUGGGUUAACUGACUGACGAUUUAGUCCUGCAGGGGGAACUGUUGUCUUCUUUUAGUUGUCACCCUGUCCGCAUGCAGCAAAUUGAUCAGUUCCUAUUGGUAAAACUUCAGGACACUGUUACAAGAUGCGACUCCAUGCAGAUGAUACCAUUCUCUCUUAUUCUCAGGGGGAGCCUGGAUUUCAGGGACAGAUGGGCCCCCGAGGACCACCAGGGGACGGUCUUCCAGGGGAGAAGGUACAAACAGUUACAGCAUGUGAUCAGUUAUGUGAAUAUGAAUACAUGAAUAUGAAUGCCAGUGCACCAGAGUUGUUGUAUUAAGACUAUUUUCCUCUCUCAGGGGGACAGGGGCAUCACUGGAGACCGAGGAAAGAAAGGCGACAAAGGAGACUUCGGAGAACCUGGAUCUACAGGACAAAUGGUAACAUCUCCAAGUUGUUACUGGAUAGUGCUUUAGCAUUAAGGUUCAAGGUCUGAAGAAAACUUGGUGUUAAUUGAUAAGAAUGUUUAAAAUAAAGCACGUCAGACAUUUUUAGGCUGAGAUAGAGGUCAUGAGGAUCCACUGGACACUCAAACAAGUCAUUACCAACAAGUCACUUUUUAUUUAUACUUAAAAACAACAGGAUUUAACCACAAGUCCUUAACAGGAAAUGCCAACAGGUGAGAUUCUGCUUCUGAACAGGCAUCUAUAAUUAAAGGAGCAGUACAAAAGUGUACAGGUUGUUGUUUGUAAUGAUUUGUACAAUAAAGAAACAAGUACACAGGAUGGUUGGUUUUGAUUGUUGCUUUUUUAAUGGAUUUUAUCUUGUAAUGUGACUUCAAAUUUACAGGGGAGACCUGGAGAUAAAGGAGAACCCGGGCUGACGGUGAGUACAUAUACUGACACAAACACUGCUGGGCUUUAUCUAUUUAUUUCUCAUUAAGAAAAAAAAAAAAAAAAAAAAAACAAUGUCCAAACCUAAAGAAAGCUUUUUGUCUGCUUUCUUUGCACAGAGGGAUGAAGUCGUCAGGAUUAUCAGGGAAGUCUGUGGUAAAUAGCAUAAUUUCAGUCUUACAGUACAAGUAAACUAGUUUGUGCUGAACAAUAAAUUAUUGAUUAAAGCUGAAGAAUUAUCAGAAACAUCUUCAGCAGUAGAAUAAUCUUUUGUAGCAAACUGAGUUGAAGUUUGAAACGAUUCAGCAUUUAUCGACCUGAUGUUUUGUAUUUUUUAUGCAUGUUGCGCCUGUGUGUUUAAACACUUGUAUUUUGCACAAUUUGUUCCAUUCAUCUCUGACAUCUCCCCUCCCUCAGGUUGUGGUCUACGCUGCAGGCCGAGUCCUCUGGAGCUGGUCUUUGUCAUCGACAGCUCUGAGAGUGUGGGACCUGAAAACUUUGAACUGGUGAAGGACUUUGUGAAUGCUCUCGUUGACCGGCUGACUGUGAGCAGUUCGGCCAGUCGUAUUGGUGUGGUCCUCUACAGCCACGUGGAUCGAGUGGUGGUCAGUCUGCAGCAACAGCUAAGCCAGGAGGAGGUGAAGAGCGCUGUCAGGACGAUGCCAUACUUGGGCGAGGGCACCUUCACGGGAAGUGCCAUCCACCGAGCUCACCAGCUUUUCAGGGCCUCGCGGCCGGGUGUGAGGAAAGUGGCAGUGGUUUUAACAGACGGGCAGGCGGACCCACGUGACAUCAUGCAGUUUGAAGCGACGGCGACAGAUGCGCACGAAGACGGUAUAGAGAUAUUUGUAAUAGGAGUGGCGAACAGGACGGACCGUCUGUAUGAAGAGUUCCAGGCUGAGAUGAACGCCAUAGCCUCAGAUCCUGAUGAAGAGUAUGUCUUCCUCACCGACGACUUCAGGACACUUUCCAGUAAGAAAACAUUGAGAUCUUAGUCCAGUCAACCAGCCUCAUGCUGUCGCUGACAGGCAGAAGAAAAGUUACUCAACUGUUCCCAACUGUUAGGUCAAGCAGUGUGGGAGGUGGAAAAACAGGUUUAUGUUUGAGAAAACAAUCUGAGUCUGACGCAAAUAAAAGUCUCUCUGAAUUCUGUCAGAAACUCGAUAACAAUCUGAGCCUGUAGGCAACAAAAACAAAAAUUAUUAGUGAACAAACGUUUUAGAAUUUUCAGAUCAAAGCCUUACGAUGUUAAUAAUAAUGAUGAAACCAAUAGAUGAAAAAGAUUCAAAAAACACAUUUCUAUAUAUAUUUUACAUAUAAGUUAAAUAUAUAUAAAACAAAAACAACAAUAAAAUAAAAAAUCGUUUUCACCAUAUCUCAUCAUCGACACACAGAAGCAUGGACAUACACAUUCACAAUGUACCAACAAAAAAACAGGGGAAAACAAGGACUAUAUAUGCACACAGGAGCAAUGAGAGGCAGGUGAGACAGAAACACAGGUGCAGACAAUUACUGGAAGUAAAACAAGACUAGAAACACUGGGGAUAAGCUACUACAAAAUAAAACAGGAAACACUGAAAAAUGAUAAUAGAGAAUAAAACACUGAAACAGGGUCAGACACAAACUGAAAACUCAUAAGACAAGACCCCGGGGAACAGGAGCAACAGGGCACAGAAACACUGGGGAAAAUACACUCAAAUCACAAAAUCACAGCCCCCCCCCCCCCCCCCCAGAGCCCUGCUGUGUAGGCUGGACUUGGAAAAGUGGAGAGGACAAUCACGGAAAGAGCAUGUGUGUUGGUGGAUUGCAAUGCUCGUAAAAAAGCUAAUUAUGAUAUUAACUUUGAUCAAGUCCCCAAAGACAUUUGUGUUCGAGAGCUGAAUAGCUCCUAUGUUACCUGCUACUUCUCCUACACUGACAUUGUUAGGCUGCAAGCUAGCGUGAAGAUGAGUGUGCAGAGCAGCGCUGUCUCCUCCCACAACUUAGAGGCGAAUUGCUAAUGAGUGACUGGAGCUCUGCAGAAGAAAAGCCCUUGAAAAUGACACAGGUAUUGUGAUUUUGGUAAAAACUUCACAAUGCAAUUUGAAGACCACUGACACGCUUAAAGUAGUAAAAACAAAAAACAAUAGGAGUGGGACUUUAAACAAAACAAAUACCACAGAGGGGACAUAUCAUAGACUGUAUGUCUAUGGGACGUAUCCUGAUAAAAGUCGGGGUUUGUUUAUUUACCAAGGUGCAGCUCAACUUAUGAGGGCAGUCCUACUUUAAAGCCUACAUGUCACUGAGGUGAAGCAGAGUGAAGCACUUGAAACUGAGAUUCAUUGAAAGCAAGCGAAGAAAUGAUGGUGACAGUUUCUCUGUCAUUUCACAUAUUACAGACCCCCAGUUACAUUUUUACUAACUCCUGUACGUCUUUGUUUUCCAGCUGUGGAAAGCAGAUUACUGAGUCGGAUCUGUGAACAAGAAGACACCAUGGGGUACCUCCCAGAGUCAGUUUUGGUACUUGUGGAAACUCCAGAUGCUACAAGAGACGGCAGCUUCAGACCGUUGCCAGAUGAAGAAAACAUUCAAGUAAAUCUACUGUUAUCAGACUGGGAAAGUGGUAGAGAGAAAUCUGUUAAAGUUCACUCCUUAACAGAUGAAUAUGAACCAGAAUUCUGCAUCAGUUUAAACUGAGUCCAAUCCCUUCCUUUGCAGAUUGAGCUCCCAGUGGAGAUGGUCACAACUCCAACCCCCCAAUCCCAUAAGUCUCACAAGUCUGGACAUGAAGACGGGAACCUGAUUGACUCUGAAGUCUUGGUGGACCCCUGGAACCAGCUGCCGGACCACAGGUUUGCCCCUCCUGGUGGCAGGAGGCAGCAAGGACCUGGCGUGGGCUCAGUGGUGGGUCCCCAGAUUCCAAGCGGGCGCCUGUACGAGGUGGAGAGCACUCGGGCUCCGGGGGGUCCUUCUCCUCUUCUAAUAGACUCAGCGAGGCCAGGUAAGCUCUCGGAGGAUUACACAAGACAUGAACAGCUCCAGGUGUUGUUAUAAUUUUAAUCAUAUUAUGUUAUAGUGUGUCUUCUUCCUGCUCUGAAGCCACACAAGGAUUUCAGGGGAACUUGAGAAGAUCACGAGUGUUUGGUUUGGUUUAACAGAGACAAUAAAACACACCCAUUACACUAAAUACUGCAUCAAGACAAACACUGCAGGCAAAGUCAUAUUAAUGUUUGUAAUGUCUCCAGUGUCUUGCAAAUGUAACAAAUAUAUAUUUUGGGAAAUGACCCAGCUCACACACAGACCAGGAUUCAUCUGUUUGGAGGCCUCAGUGCAAAUAUUAGACAUAAGGCUGAGAGGUGGAGUACAAAUACAGAGAAAGUUACAGACGGAUUGACCUGAAAUUUUCACCAGAGGUGCGUCUCAGCCCCAGGAGGAUCCCAUUACAUUUUGUUGGUGAUCCGGAUCGCCUUCUGGAUCCAGGAAUUUUUUGAAGGGUUCUUUAUCACUGUGAGAUAGGGCAAAUUUUGGAAUUUUUGCAUUUAACUCUAUAAAAAUGGCCAGAGUCUUUAGUAAAAAAUUACACAAAAGGAUCUCAAUGAGUUUUAUUAGGUGUCAAAGGUUGAUCCUGAUCCAGACAAAAUUCCGGAUACUGUGAGCUGCUUGGCGGAGGUCUGCGCUUUCCGAGUGCUUUUCUAGUUAAUAGUAAACAAAUGGUUCAUUGCACAUUAUCCCACCUAUUAUAGUUAAGAUGAGACAAAAUAUUGACUUAAAUAUGAUUUGACUGAUUUAAAAAUGAUUUAUUUAUACAGCUUUUAAAACAAAAAAAUACCCUCUAUGAUCCCAGUGUUGGUGAUGCUUCCAUGGUAACAGAUUCUGAUCAGCCUCCUUUUUGGGCAAAAUAGCUUUUCAUAUCAAAGCUCCCAUAAGGAACUUUUGGUUUGUAUCUAUUCUGGCACCUCCUGUGGAGGUGGAGGAGUCCCUGCCUGUCUUUUCUCUGCAUGCUAAAUCAAAGUCUUCUUAUUCGGUUGGCUUUAUAUUUGAUAUGAAUAUUUUAUGUGGUAGUUGUAAAAUUAUGGUAGCUCGGUUGAGACUUUUUAGUUUUUAUGACUGUCAUUAUCAUUGAUGACAUUGAGUAGACUUUAUAGGGGUUGAUUAUAGAUUUACAAACUCUUAUUAUUAUGGCUUGUCACACACUUGUAGGGAACAUAUCUCUAAAGGCUUAGAGUAAACUUUUAAAAAUUAAUAAGAUGUUUUUCAACAUUUAUAUUUUUAUAUUAGGACUUUAGCCUGCUUAUUUAUAACAUAAAACUGAACAUUUUCACUAAAGACAAUGUCAGGCGAGGUGGGCGGGGCUAAUGCAGGAGUACUUAUGUCAACAUUUCUGUCCUUAUUUUACUCAGAGGUUUGACGUUUACACACCUUUGAACAUAAAUGUAAAAUAUGUCACAACCUUUAACUCGGCUGCUAUUAUUUCUACCACUCAUGGUUCAGCAGCUUCAAGAUGCUCUCAUUAAUUCUGCUGCUGGUGCACGGUUUGCAGGACAAGAUGGUACUUUUCCCCGUCAGUGAUGGUUUGGGGUCCAGUAGCUCCCCAGGCUGCUCUUGCAUCAGCACCCACAGCAAAAAUAUAAAAUCAACCAUAUUCAGAAGAGAUAUAAAAUCAGACCACAUAAUAUACAUUUUCAGUUGAAUAAAAUCAGAAAAGUCUCUCCAGUAUUGAAACAAAAGAAACAGCACUGAUCAAUCAUAAAGCCAUAUAUCUCAUCUCUCCCUCCAUGUUGCUUUAGGGGAGGGCUGCAGUCAGCCUCUGGACCCAGGACCCUGCAGAGAGUACAUAGUCAGGUGGUACUAUGACCCUGAGGCCAAUGCCUGCGCUCAGUUCUGGUUCGGAGGCUGUCAGGGAAACAGAAACAACUUUGAGACUGAAGCCGACUGCAAGAGUUCCUGCGUCUACACGUAACAGAGUGUGUGGAAGAAAGUGUGUGUGUUGCAGCUUCACAGAGGAUCAGAGAGGCUGGACGAUGACGAUGGUGAAUCUCAGCACUCAGACCU